Messenger RNA from Durio zibethinus, 2717 nucleotides. RefSeq names its product receptor-like kinase 1 (gene RKL1). The record is from RefSeq and is a predicted model, not a curated record. Gene Ontology annotation, molecular function: protein kinase activity; protein binding; ATP binding. Gene Ontology annotation, biological process: protein phosphorylation. NCBI's taxonomy places the organism in Eukaryota, Viridiplantae, Streptophyta, Magnoliopsida, Malvales, Malvaceae.
AAAAAAUAAAAACACAAAAAGAAAUACUCCGUUAAAGACGAAAGAAAAGAAAAAGCAGGUAGGAAACCCUGUUGACUAACCAGCAUCGUUCAAUACCGUACACAGCUAGGGUUUGCCUCUUCCGUUGUAUUGUAUUACCGUAUUGUAUUGGAUUGGGUUGUAUUUCCUUCACAUUCGUCACUACAGUACUACUACUCACCCACCCUUUACCUAUCGACAUAGAAAAAAAUGCUCUCUCAUUAAACUCUCUCUUCUCUCUAUUCUCUUCUCUUAUCUUUCCUUUUUUUUUCUUUGAAUGCUUCCAAGCCAAACGGGAGACAAACAGGGGCAAAAUCCUCCCAUAUUAUCCGCAUUAGUAUAUCUUUAAUCCCUUGUCUUAAGCAAAACCAAAAAUGCCAACCCAAAUUUUUUUCAUUUCCAUUCUUUUUUUGCUCCUACUAAAGGCGACCAAACCAGAUCUUGUCACCGAUAGAGCAGCGCUUUUGGCGCUUCGUUCCUCGGUCGGAGGCCGAACCCUGUUCUGGAACAUCUCCAACCAAAGUCCAUGCUCCUGGGCUGGGGUUAGGUGCGAGCAGAACCGCGUUACAGGGCUUAGGCUACCUGGCGUUGCACUCUCAGGUCAAAUCCCUCCUGGCAUUUUCGGGAACUUGACUCAGCUGCGCACCCUCAGUCUCCGUCUCAACUCGUUAACCGGACAACUCCCUUCGGAUCUUGCUUUUUGUCAGAAUCUCCGAAACCUUUACUUGCAAGGGAACCGUUUUUCUGGUGAGAUCCCGGAGUUCCUGUUUGGUCUUCAUGGUUUAGUGAGGCUAAAUCUUGGCGGUAAUAAUUUUUCUGGGGAAAUCUCUGUUGGUUUCAACAAUUUGACAAGGUUAAGAACUUUGCUUCUUGAUAGCAACAGCUUUUCUGGGUCGGUACCUGAUUUGAGUUCUUUGCAAAAUCUCGAUCAGUUUAAUGUGUCAAAUAAUUUGUUGAACGGCUCAAUCCCAAAGGGGUUACAGAAGUAUGGGUCCGAUGCUUUUCUGGGGAAUUUGCUUUGUGGACUGCCACUUGACAAGGCUUGCCCUGCUACUGCUGCUGCAGGGAAUGCAACUGAGCCUGCCAAUCCGACGGACGUGAAUAAACACGAGAAAAAUAAGAAGAGCAAGUUGUCUGGGGGUGCAAUUGCAGGUAUUGUGAUCGGAUCUAUGCUGGGAUUUCUAUUGAUUGUUAUGAUUUUGAUGGUUUUAUGUAGAAAGAAGAGUAGCAAGAAAACGAGGUCAAUUGCCAUUGCUUCGAUUAAAAAUCAAGAAUUGGAGAUUCCUGGGGAGAAAUCAGGUGGAGAAAUGGAGAAUGGUGGAUAUGGGAAUGGGUAUUCAGUCGCGGCGGCAGCAGCAGCAGCAAUGGUGGGUAGUGGUGGAGUGAAAGCAGCUGAAACCAAUGGGACCGGAGCUAAGAAGUUGGUUUUCUUUGGGAAUGCAGCGAGAGUGUUUGACUUGGAGGAUUUGUUGAGAGCUUCUGCUGAGGUUUUAGGUAAAGGACCAUUUGGAACAACAUAUAAAGCAGUGUUGGAAGGUGGCAAUGCAGUGGCUGUUAAGAGGCUCAAGGAUGUCACAAUUUCUGAGAGGGAAUUUAAGGAUAAGAUUGAAGGGGUUGGAGCUAUGGAUCAUCAAAAUUUGGUCCCUCUCAGAGCUUACUACUUUAGUAGGGAUGAGAAGCUUCUUGUUUAUGAUUACAUGCCCAUGGGAAGCUUAUCUGCGCUUUUGCAUGGGAACAAAGGAGCAGGAAGGACUCCACUGAACUGGGACACUAGAUCUGGAAUUGCUCUUGGAGCUGCCCGGGGAAUCGAAUUCCUGCACUCUCAAGGCCCUAAUGUUUCUCAUGGAAACAUAAAGUCUUCAAAUGUCCUCCUCACUAAAUCCUAUGUAGCUCAAGUUUCAGAUUUUGGCCUGGCACACCUUGUAGGGCCUUCCUCCACUCCCAAUCGAGUGGCUGGGUACCGGGCACCGGAGGUGACUGACCCCCGCAAAGUAUCACAAAAGGCUGAUGUUUAUAGCUUUGGUGUGUUGCUUUUGGAGCUACUGACCGGGAAAGCCCCCACCCAUUCAAUCUUGAAUGAGGAAGGAAUUGACCUCCCAAGAUGGGUGCAGUCUGUUGUUCGUGAGGAAUGGACUUCUGAGGUUUUUGAUCUUGAGCUCAUCAGGUAUCAGAAUGUGGAGGAAGAGAUGGUCCAACUCUUGCAACUUGCAGUAGAUUGUGCUGCCCAAUACCCUGACAAUCGCCCCUCCAUGUCUGAAGUGACAACCCGAAUUGAGGAGCUACGUCGUUCUAGUUUGCGAGAAGAUCUGGAUGCACAGCCUGAUGAGGUCAAUGAUGCAGAUGACUCUCGAUAAGUUAUCUCAGGCCGGCCACCAUAACAUGUUCUCUGAUGGAUAGAUGGAUUGUCAUUCCUUUAUUAUGUCCAUAAUUAGCAUGAUAAGUUUGGUGGCCUUGUUGAAUGCUUGACCUCGAUCUAAUAUUCCUUUAUUAGGUGCCAAUUGUCUUUUUCUUUUUCCCCUCUCUUCUUUUCCCCUAAUUCUCCAUUGGCCAUUGUACUUGUUUUUCUUUUCCUUUAUUUUUUUUUUUCAUUUAUAGUUUGAGGUGGAAAUCUGUUCCUUUUGUUCUUGUUGGGUGGAUCUUGGUGGUUGUAAUUAUGACUUGUGCUUUUGCUUUUGAUUCAACUUAUCAUCCGUUUAAGA